CGGCAGAGUACGCGUUUUCCUGGAGACUCGAAAUCUUUUUUCUGGCACUAAAACGUAGAAAACGUCACGAUGAUGCACAGAAGGGGAGGCAAGCGGAUCCGUAUGGAUGAUCCGGUACCUCCGGAGUAUGAUACGCCGAUGACGCCGUUGACGCCGAUGAACGACAAUUCCGGCGGGGACGCGAACGACUCUUAUAUUCCAAUUCCAUAUACACCGUACAAUCAGACUCCGUCUCAGACUCCGCUGCACAAUCCCACUCCAGAGCAUUACUCAUCCGAGAGCUACAGUUCACCAGGUACAACUCAACAAUAUCAGGAACAAUCAGGAAACCUUGAUAAUCAAACACAAUUUGAGGCUCCUGCAACUCCAGCAGCUUCUAACAUGAGGAUUACAAGAAACACACGUGCCAGAAUGCGCGGAGGUGUGGUGCAGCAACCUAAGUACAAAGAAAUCGAUACAGACUAUGCUCCACUACCCACUAGCAAAAGCAAAGGUGGUGGUGGACGAGGACGUAGCAAAAGAGUACACCAUCCACAUAGUUUAGAAGAUGAAGCUAGUCUUUAUUAUGUUAUUAGAAAUAAUCGUUCGUCGCUUACUACUAUUGUUGACGACUGGAUAGAAAAGUAUAAAAGUAACAGAGAGAACGCUCUUCUUAUGUUGAUGCAAUUUUUUAUUAAUGCAAGUGGUUGCAAAGGUCGCAUUACUUCAGAGAUGCAACUGACUAUGGAACAUGUGGCAAUAAUUCGCAAGAUGACUGAGGAAUUUGACGAAGAAAGUGGUGAAUAUCCAUUAAUAAUGACAGGACAACAAUGGAAGAAAUUUCGUGCAAAUUUUUGCGAAUUUGUUCAAAUUCUUGUCCGACAAUGCCAAUAUUCGAUUAUUUAUGAUCAAUUUUUAAUGGAUAAUGUUAUUUCUUUACUAACUGGGCUGUCAGAUUCACAAGUAAGAGCGUUUAGACAUACUGCAACGCUUGCAGCCAUGAAAUUAAUGACAGCUUUAGUAGAUGUUGCUUUGACUGUAUCUAUAAAUUUGGACAACACACAACGACAGUAUGAAGCAGAGAGGCAAAAGGCUCGGGAGAAAAGAGCAGCAGACAGAUUGGAAUCUUUAAUGGCAAAGCGAAAAGAAUUGGAAGAGAAUAUGGAUGAAAUAAAGAACAUGCUUACAUACAUGUUCAAGUCUGUUUUCGUUCAUAGAUACAGAGAUACUUUGCCAGAAAUACGUGCGAUUUGUAUGGCAGAAAUCGGAGUCUGGAUGAAGAAGUUCCACCAAAAUUUCUUAGAUGAUUCUUAUUUGAAAUAUAUUGGUUGGACUUUACAUGAUAAAGUUGGAGAAGUUAGACUUAAAUGCUUGCAGGCAUUACAACCAUUAUACGCCUCAGAGGAACUGAAAACGAAGCUCGAGUUGUUCACAAGUAAGUUCAAAGAUAGAAUCGUCGCAAUGACGUUGGACAAAGAAUAUGAUGUGGCGGUCCAGGCUGUAAAACUGGUUAUCUCAAUCUUGAAACAUCAUAGAGAAAUCCUCACUGAUAAAGACUGCGAACACGUUUACGAGCUUGUUUAUUCCUCGCAUCGCGCGGUCGCGCAGGCGGCUGGUGAAUUUUUGAACGAACGUUUGUUCCGUUUGGAUGAAGUAACUAUGGCGAGUGUUAAGACCAGACGUGGCAAAAAACGAUUACCGAAUACACCACUUAUACGUGAUCUUGUUCUGUUCUUCAUCGAAUCUGAGUUACACGAGCACGGAGCGUAUCUAGUUGAUUCUCUGAUUGAAACUAAUCAAAUGAUGAAGGAUUGGGAAUGCAUGACAGAUCUUUUGUUGGAGGAAGCUGGUCCCGAUGAGGAAGCGUUAGAUAAUCAAAAAGAGACAUCACUUAUUGAAUUAAUGGUGUGUUGUAUAAAACAAGCUGCUACAGGUGAAGCACCAGUCGGCCGUGGACCUACUCGAAAAAUUCUAUCAGUGAAAGAACUUAAACAAGUUUGCGAUGAUAAGCAAAAAUUGACAGAACAUUUUAUUCAAACGUUACCAUUACUACUUGAUAAAUACAGAGCCGAUCCUGAAAAAUUGGCGAAUUUACUCGCAAUCCCACAAUAUUUUGAUUUGGAUAUUUAUACAAAAUCUAGACAAGAAAUAAAUUUAGACUCUCUAUUAAGUAAAAUUCACGGGAUUAUAGAAAAAAUGCAUGAUACCGAAGUUUUAGAUACAGCGUCUAAAACAUUGGAACACAUGUGUGUGGAAGGUCAUGCUAUUUUCACUAGGUGUGACGUUGCUCGUUCAACUUUAAUUGAUUCAAUCGUAAAUAAAUAUAAAGAGGCGAUAGAUGAAUAUAGAAAUUUGAUUGAGGGAAACGAGGAACCAGACGAAGAUGAAAUAUUUAACGUUGUCCAAUCACUCAAAAAAGUUUCCAUAUUUUAUUCCUGUCAUAAUAUGAAUCCUUGGGGUAUAUGGGAUUCAUUGUAUAAGGAUAUUGAAGAUGCAAAAGAUCCUUCAAAAUGCCUACCACCUAAGGCAGUUAAAUACUGUAUAAGCGCAUGCUUCUUCGCUAUUUUAUGGGGUGAACAUCAUUUGAUGGACGCUGUGGAUUCAGGCAGUCGUGGCGAGAAUGAAUGCCGGGAAUUGAAUGAACGACUGCAUUCGUUUAUAGGUUUGAUGCGUCAUUUCGUCAGUGGUGAUAGCAGUAGCGCGCCAUCAUCGCCGAUCUUAAGGGAAGUUGCGUACAAUACCAUAUGUGACUUGUUAGUGGUAUUUUGCAACCAACUGACUACGCAUACUAAUCCCUUAAUGCAUCAGUUGGUAUAUGAACCGGAUCAAGCGAUGCAAAACAUGCUAAAUAGAUUUAUACAAGAGUAUGUCUUCUCCGAAGAUGAAGAUGAUGGACAUGAUGAACACUCUAAAAUCGAGGAACUGCACAAACGAAGAAAUUUUUUGGCUGGCUAUUGCAAAUUAAUCGUAUAUAAUAUGAUUCCCACGAAAGCUGCGGCGGAUGUGUUUAAGCAUUACGUCAAAUAUUACAAUGACUAUGGCGAUAUUAUUAAAACCACAUUAGGGAAAGCGAGAGACAUCAACAAAACGAAUUGUGCAUUAACAAUGCAACAAAGCUUAAAUAUUUUGUACAACGAGAUAAUGAUUGACAAAGGCAAGGUGAACAGAAAUAGCGAAGAAUUUACCGCGAUAAAGGAACUUGCGAAACGAUUUGCUUUAUCCUUUGGUUUGGACGCAGUGAAAAAUCGCGAAGCAAUUACAGCCUUGCAUCGUGCAGGAGUGUUAUUCGUCAUUACUCCUCCAGAUGGUGUCGAACAAGAUCCUACAGGUCCACCACCGAAUUUACCAUUCCUUGAAAUAUUAUCAGAAUUCACGAAUAAACUUCUCAAACAAGAUAAACGUGUAGUACUCAACUUUCUGGAUAGACGACUACAAGCUGGAAUGCCAUCUUCACGAGGGGAGGAUUGGCAACCUUUAUUAUUGUAUAGAAAUAGUUUAUUGCAUGGUGAAACUGAUCAAGUACCAGUUACAAGCAAACGAGCUUACACAAGACGCAAGAAAGAUUUAGCAGAAGAAGAAGAUGCUGAUGAACCUGACGAAGGUUCUGAUCACGAACUUGCUGGCAAACAAAAGAAAAAGCGUGGUCCACGGAAAAAUCAAUUACCAGUUACUAAAGUAGUAAUACGCGGACCCAAAACAAACGCUAUCUAUGAAAAUAAUAACACUGCAGAAAUGCAAACGUCUCCUUCAGCGCCCACAGAAGAUACCUCGACAAGUCCUUCGCAUGAUAUUGAUAACAAACUUAAAACUUUACAUAUCCAGUCAAGAUCACGGCGAAAUCAAGAUCAAGUAGAGCACAGGGAAUUGCGGAGAACUUCUAGAAACUCGGGAAGAUAUGUUGAGGGACAAUAUAUGGAAUCUGAUUCUGAGUAGGAGACAUCGUAUCAUUAAAAGCUUCGCUCUCUUACAUUCUUAAAUUUAGAUGAUUCGAUUGUGAUAUGUAUUCGAAGCAGCUACACAAUUUCAAAAUUACACAAAAUUAAUUUCAAUUUAAUUUAUAGUUAACA
This is a messenger RNA of Cyphomyrmex costatus, 4046 nucleotides long. RefSeq names its product stromal antigen (gene SA1). Gene Ontology annotation, molecular function: chromatin binding. The transcript is spliced from 18 exons. Gene Ontology annotation, biological process: sister chromatid cohesion. The record is from RefSeq and is a predicted model, not a curated record. NCBI's taxonomy places the organism in Eukaryota, Metazoa, Arthropoda, Insecta, Hymenoptera, Formicidae. Bases 70 to 3912 code for a protein of 1280 amino acids. Gene Ontology annotation, cellular component: nucleus; cohesin complex; chromatin.